Messenger RNA from Terrapene triunguis (Three-toed box turtle), 746 nucleotides. It is a transcript of the gene RBPMS, whose product is annotated as RNA binding protein, mRNA processing factor. Lineage: Eukaryota; Metazoa; Chordata; Testudines; Emydidae. Gene Ontology annotation, molecular function: mRNA binding. Bases 64 to 651 code for a protein of 195 amino acids. The record is from RefSeq and is a predicted model, not a curated record. The transcript is spliced from 8 exons.
GCUGCUGCCAGCGGCAGGGACCAGCCUCUCCGCAGCCGGCUCCGUGCGCCCCGGGACGGCACCAUGAACAGCCUCCCCGCCGACAAGGAGAGCAGCCCGGCCGAGCCCAGCCUGCCCGAGGAGGAGGUCCGAACUCUCUUUGUGAGCGGCCUUCCCCUGGACAUCAAACCGCGGGAGCUCUACCUGCUCUUCAGACCCUUCAAGGGUUAUGAAGGCUCUCUUAUAAAACUCACCUCUAAACAGCCUGUAGGGUUUGUCAGCUUUGACAGUCGCUCAGAAGCAGAAGCUGCUAAGAAUGCGCUGAAUGGAAUUCGCUUUGACCCCGAAAUUCCACAAACGCUACGACUAGAAUUCGCCAAGGCAAACACCAAGAUGGCCAAGAGCAAGCUAGUGGGAACCCCGAACCCGAGCACUCCUCUCCCCAGCACUGUACCUCAGUUCAUUACCAGGGAGCAAUAUGAGCUCACAGUGCCUGCACUUUAUCCCAGUAGCCCUGAAGUGUGGGCGCCGUACCCUCUGUACCCAGCGGAGUUAGCACCUGCUCUACCUCCUCCUGCUUUCACCUAUCCCGCUUCACUGCAUGCCCAGAUGCGCUGGCUCCCUCCCUCAGAGGCUGCUUCUCAGGGCUGGAAGUCCCGUCAGUUCUGCUGAAUACUGUGUAUCAGGUGUGUGAUGGUGGCUACAAUCAGUCUUGUGGGUAUUAAUGGAGCCUUUGAAGGUGGCUACUGGUUUCUCAUGCCCUCCUG